Psilocybe cubensis is the source of this 1587-nucleotide messenger RNA. RefSeq lists its product as uncharacterized. The record is from RefSeq and is a predicted model, not a curated record. Gene Ontology annotation, molecular function: tRNA binding; sulfurtransferase activity. The coding region runs from base 1 to 1587 and encodes 528 amino acids. Gene Ontology annotation, cellular component: cytosol. NCBI's taxonomy places the organism in Eukaryota, Fungi, Basidiomycota, Agaricomycetes, Agaricales, Agrocybaceae. The transcript is spliced from 7 exons. Gene Ontology annotation, biological process: tRNA wobble position uridine thiolation.
AUGUCUUCCUGUGAGAACCCUAAUGUCGACAAAGAUGCUCUGAUGACGAGGCGUCAGAAAUUUGAUGGCAAAACGAAAAUCUGUGUAAAGUGCAAAGAAAAUCGAGGAAAUAUCGUGGUCAGAUAUGCCGUUUACUGCAAAACUUGUUUCUUCCCGCUUGUGCAAGGUCGAUUUCGCAAAUCCUUAGAACCCACAAUCAAUGCACCGAAUGGUACAAGGCGCAAAGGACUCAAAGCAUCGGGAUCCCUCGUAGUAGGUAUAUCUGGUGGAACAAGCUCGGUUGCAAUGUUAGACCUAGUUGCAAAGACAUAUUUUGCACCUCUCGAAGCCGAUUUUAAAGGAGGAAUGGAACAUCCUCGCCUCGUAGACAAAAGUGUAUGGAAGGGAAAGCCUUAUGUGUGCUAUGUUGAAGUCUGUGGUGCGUUUCCUGGAGAAAGGGAUAGGAUAGAAGAAGUUCGACAUCUAGUUGAGAGUUACGCUGAUGCGGAGUUCGAGUUCAUUCCCCUCCGUCUGGAGGACAGCUUUGACAAGAAAUGGUGGGAUACUUUUGGAGGCAGCGAUCUGUCGAAUUCAGCACGGUCUCUUGGUUUGGACAUGAGAGAUGAAGAUCUACGGUUGGCCACUUCGUCUUCUGAAAUCUCCUCUCUUACGGCCAUGCGAACUUAUCUUUCUUCUCUACCCACACCAACCGCGUUCCAUAGCGCAGUCCAAAUUCUAAUUCGGCUUCUACUUCUGCAUACCGCAGCAUCGAGACGGGCAUCACAUCUGCUUCUCGGAACAUCCUUGACAGCUCUCUCAGUGAACCUGAUAUCAGGCAUUGCUCAGGGUGCAGGGUUCUCAGUAGCGGAAGAGGCGCAAGAGGUGUGGGAUCCGCCGAAUUCAGGCGAUGCAUUGCCAAUACGCAUAGUGCGCCCAAUGCGCGAAAUUGGCAUGAAAGAAUGUGCAAUUUGGGAUUGGUGGUGCAAACUAAACAUCGUUGCCCAUUCAAGAACUUCGCCAAGUGGGGUGAAGAACGCGAUCAGCGCACUAACAAAAGAUUUUAUAUACGGACUCGAAAGCGACUACCCUGCAACGGUUUCCACGAUCGCCCGAACUUGUGCUAAAUUGACACCAAAGGAAGGGUCGAAUGGCACUUGCAUCCUAUGUGGGCGCCCUGCGCAAAGUGGCGUUCAGGAAUGGAAGUCGCGGAUAUCGAUACGCUCAUACCAGGAGGCAAGAUCAGCGGUGUCCGGGAACACACGCCCAUCACAUCUGACGGAAGACGAAAUCACAAAUCUUACUAAAACAUCGACGUUGGGCUCGACGCCAACUGUCCCUUCUCUGACACCACAGCUAUGCUAUGCAUGUCAUACACUUCUCACAAGUCGUAGCAGUCGCGCGACGAUUGCAUCACUGCCUCCUGGACAGUCUCUGGAUAAUAUUCCGCUACCGCUAUGGGUUCAGUCUACUAUUGAAAAACUGCGUCAGCAAGAGCGAGAGCAAGAACAUGCAGAGCAUGAUUCCCAUCCGGACCUUGCCCAAGGAGUGAAGCUAAGCCGAUCUGAGAUGAGAGAGCAAAUCGCCGAAUUCCUACUGCCAGAAGAGUAA